Molecule: messenger RNA, 6136 nt
Organism: Doryrhamphus excisus (bluestripe pipefish)
Lineage: Eukaryota; Metazoa; Chordata; Actinopteri; Syngnathiformes; Syngnathidae
Source: RefSeq, a predicted model, not a curated record
AUUAGACUAAAUGGUGUACUUUUUAAUUACAAUACACAUUUUUGUAGUAUUUGUUUAGUAUAAUUUAGGCCCUUUUAGGUCAUUUUUUAAAGUAUUUUUUAAAUUGAAAUUUCCAAUCAUGAGACUAAAUAAAUGGGUGUCCUAAGUUUUUCACAUGCCAGUAAAUGGCGCCCCCUGUGGCUGGUGGUCAAAUUGCAUUGGGGGAUUGUGCUAGCAUAAAUAUUAUCAAGUGAAAUAUUCAUGAGACAAAUACUUUAUGACUUCAAGGCCACUAGUCCCAAAAGAUGUUUUGCUUGAUGGCGGCCAUGUUUUUCAACCAAUCCGGCUCAAAUGUGACAUGCACACGCUCGUCCACCCCCCGCCGGUCCGUACCAAGUUUGGCUACGAUUGGAGAAAUAUGGGGGUUGAUCAGGGGUGCAUGUGUUGCCAAAUGUUCCCCCUGUUGUGGGUCAGGAGUAGAAGAGUUAGGUUACGCAAACAAGCGUCAACUUCCUCAGUCGGAGGUGUCACAUGAAGCUCCGCCCACGCAGUCGUCAGCUGACGUAUUUAUGCAGGUGGUUUCCUCUCAGGCGGCUGCACGUCAAGACGCCAGGGUGAGAAGCGCCGCAGUCUCAGUCUCUCCUCCUCGCUAUGUCCUCUCCACUUUGUCUCCCUGCUUUUCCUCCUUUAUCGUCGCUUCUCAUCCUUCCUCCUCUCAUCCUCCCGACUCUGAUUGGAUAAGGAAGCAUGAGGGCCGCCUCUGAAUAAUUGAUGUGCAUUGUGCAGACGCCGGACAAGGGGAGCAGACCCAUCAGAGAGCAGGAGAGGAGGAGUGAGCAUGGAGAAGAAGUAGAGGGGGUGCAAGAGGAAGUCAUAAAAGCCAGCGGAGGGAGGGACGGAGGGAGGGAGAUAAGGCGCAGGAAGCUGCCAAAGCUUGCAGACUUUCCUCCAGCAGCGUUUGCGGCGUGACGUGAAUGGGAUGACGUGUGCGAGGGUUGCGCUCAGAUCGGGAAACCAGCACCUGCAGGAGAUGUCAGACUGACUCAGCCCUGCUGUCGUCGUGGUGCGAGGAGCUGGGUCGGCUGCUCCUGCUGCGUCACCAGAAGAACCGGCAGAACGAAUCGCAGGGCAAAGUGGCCAUGCAGCCCGGCAUGAACAGCAUGAAGGCCGGCCUCACGCACAGCGAUGGCUCCUUUCCCUACGACUCCGUCCCCUGGCAACAAAACACUAACCAGCCCCCCGGGUCCCUGUCUGUGGUUACAACAGUGUGGGGCGUCACCAACACGUCACAGAGCCAGGUUCUGGGGAACCCCAUGGCCAACAGCAACAACCCCAUGAACCCCGGGGGGAACCCCAUGGCGUCGGGGAUGUCGGCCAGCGCGGCGGGCCUCAACUCUCCGCAGUUCAGCUCCCAGCAGCAGCAGUUCCCCAGCAAAGGCGGCUCCAACCAGCCGUACAUUCAGCAGGGGAUGUACAGCCGCCCCGGGUACCCUGGGGGUCCCGGAGGGUACAGCGGCAGUUACUCCGGAGGACCCAACCCGCCGCCUGGGGGCAUGGGCAUGACCGCCCAUUCGCGUCCGACGGGUGACUUCACGCAGCCCGCCGCUGCGGCCGCGGCAGCCGCCGUUGCCGCCGCCGCCGCUACGGCCACCGCCACGGCGACGGCCACGGUGGCGGCGCUGCAGGAGACGCAGAAUAAGGACAUGAACCAGUAUGGACAGAUGUGUUCCUCCUUCCAGAUGGGCCCGGCUCAGGGCUACAACAGUCAGUUCCUGAACCAGCCGGGGCCGCGAGGGCCGCCUGGCGGCAUGAAUCCAGCCAGCAUGGGUUCAGGUAUGAACAACCCCAACUUGAGUGGCCCCCCCAUGGGCAUGAACCAGGCCCGAACUCCCGGCAUGGGUCCAUUCGGGGGUCACGGCCAGCGGAUGCCCCAGCAGGGGUAUCCCGGAGGACCCCGGCAAGGCAUGCCCAUGCAGGGCAUGAAGAGGGCGUAUCCUGGGGAGGCUGGCUAUGGAGGUCAGUACGGGCCCAACAGUCAGUUCCCGCCCCAGCAGGGACAGUACCCCAACCCCAACGCCUCCAGGCCGCUCGCUUCACCCAGCUACCCGGGACAGAGGAUGCCAGGGCAGCAGGGGCAAGGGCAGUACCCGCCUGGCAUGCCCAUGGGCCAGUACUACAAGCAGGAGCCUUUCAACGGGCAGAGCACCAACUUCUCUGGAGGAGGAUACUCCUACGGCCAAGGGAAUGGGCCCCCCAGGCCGGGUAACUACCCCCACUCCCCAGUGCCUGGGAACCCCACGCCCCCAAUGACGCCCGGAAGUAAUAUCCCUCCGUACCUGUCGCCAAGCCAGGAUGUGAAGCCCCCGUUCCCACCGGACAUGAAACCAAAUAUGACAGCACUUCCCCCCCCUCCGUCGAACUCCAACGAGGAGCUGAGGCUGACGUUCCCAGUCAGGGACGGCGUGGUGCUGGAGCCGUUCCGCUUGGAGCACAACCUGGCCGUCAGCAACCACGUCUUCCACCUCCGACCCUCCGUCCACCAGACCCUCAUGUGGAGGUCGGACCUGGAGCUGCAGUUCAAGUGCUACCACCACGAGGACAGGCAGAUGAACACCAACUGGCCGGCCUCCGUCCAGGUCAGCGUCAACGCCACGCCCCUCACCAUCGAGAGGGGGGACAACAAAACCUCCCACAAGCCCCUGCACCUGAAGCACGUGUGCCAGCCGGGCAGGAACACCAUCCAGAUCACCGUCACCGCCUGCUGCUGCUCGCAUCUGUUCGUGCUGCAGCUGGUCCACAGGCCGUCUGUGCGCUCCGUCCUCCAGGGGCUCCUAAAGAAGAGGCUCCUUCCCGCGGAACACUGCAUCACCAAAAUUAAGAGGAACUUCAGCAGCGUGGCGGCCUCGGCGGGCAGCACCACGCUCAACGGGGAGGACGGCGUGGAGCAGACGGCCAUCAAAGUGUCGCUCAAGUGUCCCAUCACCUUCAGACGCAUCCAGCUGCCGGCGCGGGGGCACGACUGCAAACACGUGCAGUGCUUCGACCUGGAGUCCUACCUGCAGCUCAACUGCGAGAGAGGCACCUGGAGAUGUCCUGUGUGCAACAAAACCGCAUUAUUAGAAGGUCUGGAAGUGGACCAGUACAUGUGGGGGAUCCUCAACGCCAUCCAAAACUCGGAGUUUGAGGAGGUCACCAUCGACCCCACGUGCAGCUGGCGCCCCGUGCCCGUCAAGUCCGAGCUGCACAUCAAAGAAGACCCGGACGGGCCGCUCGCCAAGCGCUUUAAGACCAUGAGCCCCAGUCAGAUGACCAUGCCCAACGUCAUGGAGAUGAUCGCCCAGCUGGGGCCCGGACCCGGGCCGGGACCCGGCCACGGACCUGGACCCGGUCCCAGCCCUUACCCCCCACACCCCGGCCAACACGGCAGCGGAAACGGGGGCGAUUACCCAGUAACAGGCAACACGUACCACAGCCAGGGGAACUUUGACUUCCCUCACGGGAACGCCUCUGGGGGCGGAGCUGGAGGAGGGGCGGGUCCACCCAUGAGCGAGUUCAUGCACGGGCCUCAGCUUUCGCACCCGCCAGACGCCGGCCCCGGUGGUCUCCUGUCGCAGGACAAGCCCCUCAGUCACGGCAUGAGCGAGGCGAUGUCCCAUCCUGAUCAUAACUCCAUGCAGCCCAGCUUGCAUGCUUCUCCUCAUCCCGGCGGCCAAUCGGGGCCCUCCUUGCAUCACGGCGGCGGCGGCGGCGGUGGCCCAACGGGGCCGCCUUUGCACCACGGCGGUGGUGGUGGUGGUGGCGGUGGCGGCGCCGGCGGAAGCCAGCCAUCGCAGCCACCUCGCCCCUCGCAGCCCCAGCCCCCUCAGCCCCCCGGGCAGAACGCUCACCCGCACGCCGAUCUGACCUUUAACCCCUCGUCAGAUGGCCAGGACAUGCCCGAACCUUCGCUGGAUCUUCUUCCAGAGCUCGCCAACCCGGACGAGCUCCUCUCCUACUUGGAUCCUCCCGAUCUUCCGGCCAACAGCAACGACGACCUUCUGUCCCUCUUUGAGAACAACUGAGCGACGCGUCGGGCCGUCCCGUCCCGUCCCGUCCGCAGACGCCACCUCAGUGACCCGCCACCCCCCACGCCGCACGUGCACAGGCUCUCUUUAUUAGGGUGCGCCGCAAGGGGGUGGGACUUCCAGGGAGAGCAUCCCUGCACAUGUUUUUUUUUUUGUUUUUUUUCCGUGUGUCAAGAUUCCACCAACAGCAUCGGCGGCCAUGUUGGCGGGCACAAGCAGACGUGUACAUAGAGUAGAUAUCCGUGUAUAUGAUACCCCGUGUGACUUAUCAAGUGCAGCUAUUAUCAUCAACAGAGGAAAGCUUUUUAUAUAUAUUCUAUACGAGCAUGAUUUGGCUUUUGGGGGGGGGGGCAAAAAAAUGCUUGUGGGGGCGGAGGGGGGAGGGGGGGUCCUUUUAUAUGUGUGUUUUUGUCUCAUGUGUUCUUCCAGCGGUGCACGAGGCGAGUGCAUGUGUGCGUGGAACAGGAAGCGAGAAGGAAACCUUUGCAACACCGGCACUCCGCAGAUGCUCUAUUUAUUGUGACGUCUCACUCUGUCAGAUUUAGCGCCGUUCUUUUAUUCAAAGUGCCAAUUUGUGCGUCCCGUCGUCUUGCCUCUUUUAUCCCAUUCAUAUUUAUUAUUUUAUUAUACUUUUUUUGUACAUUUUAUGUGCGUUAUUGUACCCCCCCCCCCCCCCAACAACACACACUUGGACGUAAACAUCACCAAAGCAGAUAUUUCCUACAUUUUUUUGUAGUAUUUAAUAGCAGCAUGGACCCCCCCUGUUUUUAUCCUUUUUCUUAAGGGUGGGGGGGCCACCUGCAUGGUCCUACACUGCAGUGCUGGACACGGUACUCUCAUCCCAGUUCAUCCAAAUGCACCCUGGCCUCGUAUCGUCGUAUCGUGUGUGUCCCCGUUUAUUCUUAUUUUAACGUUCGUUAGCCGGUGUGGUGUCCAAAAUGUGUAAAAGCAGCUUAGAGGUCCAAUCCCCCUCCCGUCCCCCCCCCCCCCCCCCGUCCCCCCAAUUGGAUACUUUUUAAAUUGCAUCUUGUGUAUUUUCACCCCAUUUGAUAUGACUUGAAGUUAUUUUGUUUUUGUGACAGGUCUAAUGCAGUACACGAAAAGUGAUGUUUGUUUAACCCCCCCCCCCCCCUUUUUUUUUUUAAGACUUGUUAUCCCUUUACACUCAACCAAAUACUGUUUUUUGUUUGUUUUGUCGAAAGACGACGCACUGCCGCUUUGGGUCUCUCCAAAUUCUCCUCUCCUCUCGCAGCCCACGUGAAAAAUGUCUGACCAUUUUGAAAGCUAUUCAUGUUGAAAAGAAACAUGUACGCGUGUGCGUGUGCGUGUGCGUGUGCGUGUGUGUACAUAAUGUAAAUGACAAAUAGAGACACGAUAAGAAGAAAAGCAAGAAAUGUAUUCAUUUUCUCCACAGGGAGUGUGCAUAGUGUAUUUAGAAUUUGUAAAGCUUGCAGCGUCCUCCUGUCCGUCAGACGUCUCCGCCGGCCUCACCUUGGAUGACCUUGCUGACCUCACCUGUCCGUUCUUGGCAAAUAUACUUUAUGUUCCCCACACGCAAAAUACAUUUUCUCCUUUGUGUAAUAUGCCGUGUAUUUCUCUUGUCACCUGUGUACCUGUGUACUAUAUAUAUACAGUAUAUAUAUAUAUACAGUAUAUAAAAAAGGUGCUACAAAAUGAUUCAGUGAAAAUCCAAUUUGGAGAUUCCGAGUUUGUAUCAAAACAAAAAGACUAAGAAGUCAUAAGAUGUCAAACAAUUUCUCGUUUUUAUGCAAUUCGGUAUAAAGUCCAAUCUGAAGUGCUCAGACCGAUAUUGUGAUUUUUUUUUUUUUUUUUUUUUUAGUCUGACAAACCUGUAUGUCGUAGGAUGACGUGACAUCCUAAUAUUUAUGGAAUAAAUAUGUACCCCGAGAAACGCCAUGUUUGACGUGCCUCUUGAUACGCCAAUUUAAGACUAAAUAAUCGUAACGCCAAGAUGCUGAGGCUUUACUCGUCAUUUCAUGUCGCGGCCCGGGAUGCUGGCUGGUCUCAGAUUAGGAAUAAUUCAUCCUGCAAUCUUCUGUUGCACGUGGAUGUAUUUUAAAAUUGGACAUUUA